This is a messenger RNA of Tupaia belangeri chinensis (Chinese tree shrew), 812 nucleotides long. RefSeq names its product POU class 4 homeobox 1 (gene POU4F1). The record is from RefSeq and is a predicted model, not a curated record. Gene Ontology annotation, molecular function: RNA polymerase II cis-regulatory region sequence-specific DNA binding; DNA-binding transcription factor activity, RNA polymerase II-specific. Bases 102 to 812 code for a protein of 236 amino acids. NCBI's taxonomy places the organism in Eukaryota, Metazoa, Chordata, Mammalia, Scandentia, Tupaiidae. Gene Ontology annotation, biological process: regulation of transcription by RNA polymerase II. The transcript is spliced from 3 exons.
CGCCAAGACCGCAGCCUCCGAAGGGAGGCCGGGGGAGCCGGCGAGCGCACUUUCCCGUGGACUUUCGGAGUGUUUGUGGAUUUACAUGCCAAGCCGUCAAGAUGAUGUCCAUGAACAGCAAGCAGCCUCACUUUGCCAUGCAUCCCACCCUCCCUGAGCACAAGUACCCGUCGCUGCACUCCAGCUCCGAGGCCAUCCGGCGGGCCUGCCUGCCCACGCCGCCGGUAAGCGCCCCAAGCCCGCGGCCCCGGGCAGCGCGCCCGCCCCCUCCCGGUCCCCGAGACGCUGCAUGUCGGGUGCUGAUGUGUGAGGUCCCGCUGCAGAGCAACCUCUUCGCCAGCCUGGACGAGACGCUGCUGGGGCGGGGCCAGCGCUUCAAGCAGCGGCGCAUCAAGCUGGGAGUGACGCAGGCCGACGUGGGGUCGGCACUGGCCAACCUCAAGAUCCCGGGCGUGGGCUCGCUCAGCCAGAGCACCAUCUGCAGGUUCGAGUCGCUCACGCUCUCGCACAACAACAUGAUUGCGCUCAAGCCCAUCCUGCAGGCGUGGCUGGAGGAGGCCGAGGGCGCGCAGCGCGAGAAAAUGAACAAGCCCGAGCUCUUCAACGGCGGCGAGAAGAAGCGCAAGCGGACUUCCAUCGCUGCGCCCGAGAAGCGCUCCCUCGAGGCCUACUUCGCUGUACAACCCCGGCCCUCGUCCGAGAAGAUUGCCGCCAUCGCUGAGAAACUGGACCUCAAAAAGAACGUGGUGCGGGUGUGGUUUUGCAACCAGAGACAGAAGCAGAAGCGGAUGAAAUUCUCCGCCACUUACUGA